This is a messenger RNA of Xyrauchen texanus (razorback sucker), 2811 nucleotides long. RefSeq lists its product as uncharacterized. The coding region runs from base 290 to 2365 and encodes 691 amino acids. The transcript is spliced from 12 exons. NCBI's taxonomy places the organism in Eukaryota, Metazoa, Chordata, Actinopteri, Cypriniformes, Catostomidae. The record is from RefSeq and is a predicted model, not a curated record. Gene Ontology annotation, cellular component: membrane; cytosol. Gene Ontology annotation, molecular function: RNA binding; SH3 domain binding.
GAGAGCGAUCUUAUGACUGUCCGAAAACUCCCGAAUCAUGUUGCUAUGGAAAGGUUGUGUUUGUCGCCAACAUUUCUGAAGAUCAAAAUGCGAUGGGGUUAAUACUCUCUCACACGAUAUGAUUCUUUCAGCUUGAGCAAUUCGUCGGAAAGUCCGCACAAUUAAAAAAGAUACCUAAGCUCUGUUUCAUAAAAUUGCCUUAUAAUAUUUGUACAUAUAUUGAGUGUUUGUGGACGAGAAGUUGCACUGCUGUGGUUUGCGCUUUGUUUUUAUUUGAUCAAGAACAGUCAUGAAAAACAAAAAGAAGACGACGGACGUUUAUAAGAAGACAUGUUUUCUCUGCUGUCAAGAAUACGGACAACAGGAUGUUGACGAACAUAUGCAUAGUUAUGCUCACCAUCUGGCAAUUGAGGAACUCAAGGGCAGUGAACAAGUGCAUAAGUGUUGGGCCUGUGAUAUAUCCAUGAUGGGACUAGAGCAGUACAAUAAGCAUAUUGCCACUAAUGAGCACAAAAGCAAUCUGCUUAAAUUCCCACAGAAAAGAUGUACACAAAGUCUUCUAGUGAAUUACAUUGUUGAACUUAAUGAUGAUGAGCGUAAAGCCCUUUAUGCCAAAAGAGAGCUACACAGGGACAAACAAAAAGGUCUGAAGAGGUGUUUUGUCUGCCGUGAUUGUUUUCCUGAACAGGAAAUGGACACCCAUAUGCACAAUAUGAUGCACCAUCAGGCAAUUGAGCAACUCAUGGGCAGUGAACAAGUACAUAAGUGUUGGGCCUGUGAUGUAUCUAUGACUGGACUAUGGCUGUACAAGAAGCAUAUUGUGACUUGUGACCACAAACAAAUGCUUUUAAAUCUUCAAAAGAGAAGAAAUGAUGGACAAAAUGAAGUGGACUACAGUGUUGAAAUUGAUGAUGAGCUUAAAGCCCUCUGCAACAAAAGAGACAAAAAAAAAAAUUUGAAAAUGCAAGCCAAAUUUCUCAAGUGGAUGGAUGCAAGGGCAAAAUUUAAGAAUGCCAAGAUUAAAACAAGUGUGGAGUUCACAAGUAACAAUGUGCCAUCAUCUUCCAAUCUCAACUCCUCUUGGGGAAAGUUAGAACCGAACGUUGCAGCCUCCAUGCAGCUGAUCCACAAAAUUCCAAAAAGGAGAAUAGAGGGCACACCUGAUAUGGAUAGUUUAAGUGGUACCCUUGUGAAAAGACCUUGUCUUGAGGUUCCAUCAGAGAAUUUAUCACAAGAAAUGUCUACUUGUGGCACAUGUCCCAGCCCUGAUGGAAAAGUGUCCAAUGUGUGUACAACUGAAAAUGAACUUGGUGUCUCUGCUGAGCCUAUGUGUGCCCCUGAAAUGGUCAGAGGAGAUGAGUGUCAUAUUUCUACAAUGCUUGGGACUAUUCCUAAAUCAUUGGACAAUCAGGGUCAUAAAGACAAGCAUGUCAAGAAAAAAGGAAGGCCUGUCAAAGGAUGGAUAUCCAAACAAUCUAUUAACCACCUUGACCGUGAGAAGAAUAUAGAGGAGUCCUGUUCAAGUGAUGUGAUCUCCGCAUUGAGAAGCCAUAAACAAGGAGAGAUUAAGUCAAAUUCAUUGUUACAAGCUGUGGAUAUAAGCACAUUAGCAGAGAAUAGAAAUGAGAUGGUUCCUUCUGAAAAUAAACAAGCUGCUGCGCUGAGCUGCUCCUCAAGCCAGACGGAGCUCAACAAGCCCAGCUGGCGAGCAGCCGGAGGGGUUUCUUCACUACUGAGGGGCAAGUGUCUUCAAACAUCCAAGAGCAAACUGCAACAGGAACUGGACAAUUCAAGAGAAAGCCUUCAUGGACAAAAGCCAUACGUUUUCCCUGUUUCAUCUGAAACUUCACUGGCAAAGAGGUUUGAGAGUCCGACUUCAGGAACCUACAAUACAGAUGAUUGCCAAAUAAAAGAGAACUGUGAAGAAGUUCAGCCUCAUUAUACAGUGUGUGUUAAAGGCACAGAACUGAAGGAUCUCAACUGCUUUGAAACUGCCUCUUGGCAAACCAAGAGGAAAAAAACGAAUAUUUCAAAUACUAUUCAACUGAAUCCUAAAACAAACACAUCAUCUAAAAAAAAGCAUCUGAAUGAAUUAAUGACACAGUCUUUGAGAGAAGAGGAGCUGAAUAGCUCUUUGGAGAAUGUAGGUGACCAGCUGCUCAAAGCAUAUUCCACCCUGCAGUACGCUUACACAGAAGUUCAGCAUCUUCUAGCAGUUAAACAACAGGUGUCCUCAGAAAUGGGAUUUCUCAGGACAAAGCGCAUAAAGAUCCUGAAGGACCUGAAGAAUACCAGCGAUUCCGACACUUCAGUUGGAGAGUGUUCCACAUACUCAGACCAGCAGGAGACCCUAAACGCCUCCUAACAACUUGGUGAACAUCAGAAGAAAGAUUUCUCUUACACACCUAGUGAGCCUUGCUGAGCAGCUGUGCCACAGGGCCCAAUUCCAGCAAUUACCAGUAUCUUGACUGUGCCCGUCUUUAAAUUGCAGCACAAAAUUGACCUCUCCAAGCAUGCAUCUCAUCUGAGAGCACUGGCUACAUUGUAAAGACAAUGAUAAACCAAGAUUAGUGCAGUGAUCUACCUUAGAAGAGUAAGCAACCCAUGCCAAGAAAUAUACAAACGCUUUUCAUAAAAAGUGUCAGUUGUUAUGUAUUACCUUUUGAUGUUGUGCACCUAUUGAGGAAAUAAUUUUAAACAACUUGAUCAAAUUCUGAAAAAGUAUUAUUCAAUUCACUUUGUGCUAUACUUCUGCCAAUAGUCUUGUGUGUAAAAAAAUGCAGACUUUAACCAAAAUGUUCAAUAAAAUUG